Molecule: messenger RNA, 5580 nt
Organism: [Torrubiella] hemipterigena
Lineage: Eukaryota; Fungi; Ascomycota; Sordariomycetes; Hypocreales; Clavicipitaceae
Source: the annotation of a GenBank genome assembly
CCCCGCCCUCCCAUCAUCCCGUCAUCUUCUUCCCCUUCUCCAAUUCGGCCUGUACAUUGACUCUUUAUUUUCUCAUUAUAUUUUUAUAAAGUCCGCCAUUCUUCUCUUCAUUCUUCCUUCUUCUUCCCGCCGCCACUCCUCCGCCGCGAGCACCUGGUCUUGAUAAAAUCGCCCCCUACCAAACAGCCGCUUUUGCAAACCAGUCAGCCCACAGCAGCCCAGCUCAUCUCUCGUAUUCGCCCGGUGUCUUGCAGGAUCCUCGAGAAGCGGUGUCAUCUACUGGAACCCGCAGCAGCAAGACUCGAUAGAAAUUCCUGCUUCUUGAUUUUAGCUUUUUCGGCCACGAUCGCUGCUCAACAAGUGCAACGCACACUCGACGUCUCCCCCGGCUCGAUCCUACACUACACGUGCUUGGCUUGAACCUGCUCCCCGCCAACUCUGCGACAGGCUCACCAAGAUUUCAUCGUACGGUGCGAGCUUCGUGCAUCGAUACUUUGCAACCAGCUGCGCUGAGCUUUGCCAGACCCUAACUGGCACUGCUUUGCAAGGUGCAUCACCACGGCCUCGAAGCGUCCACCUACUUUCUUAAACCUUGUCCAUUGGUGGAUGCCAAACCGCUCUGCCAGUGGAACACCUAACAACUAUCGCUUGAGCGUUUUUCCGUCGAACAACUCUCAAACGACUAUUUGCAGCUAAUUUGGAGGUCGCGCGAGUCCGAAUCCCAACUAAAGAAUGUCGUCGAGACCUGAACAGGCUCUUCACGGCUUCCCAUCGUUAUCCUCCGCACAAGGCCGGUCUACAUCGCCGUCUGCCAACACCUCUCCUAUUGAAUCCGCUUCAUCCUCCAUCCGCUCACAUUUUGGCAUCUCUACCAACAUGAAUUCUUCCGGGCUCAUGGGCGGCAAUUCGCGGUCCGGCUCUGGGUCUCCGUCACACGACCUUGGUGCCUCAAGCCGACUCUUCUCCAAACGCGCAAGAGAAAUUCAAGCACAAGAAGGAAUUCAAGGUCUCCCAACCCACAUCUGGGGCGGUCCUCCAACAAGUGGUAACUCAACACCACUGCGCGAAAAUAUUCCAGAAUCUCCCACCGACGGCUUCCCCGACUUUGUCCAGCUUCCCACCCCAGAAAGCAUGGCGCAACCUAGAAGAACCCGAGCCGGUACCCUCCCAUCCCGCUUCUCCCCAGGUGGUGGAGGUAACAACCUCUUAAGCAUCCCCGGACUUAUAGCUGCUCAGUCGGCUCGAGUAACCCCCUCUCAAAGCCCCUUCAACAAGUCACCCUCGCCCAGUCUAGAACACCAGGACAGUGUUGGAAAUUCGUCAGUUCUGCUGUCACGUCUUCGUGCCGGGUCGAUGCCUCAGCGAAGCAACUUUACGGCACUGCCAGGCAGCUCUUCUCCCUUUGGCCCCUCCAUCUUCAGUAGCUGGAAUGCCCCAGGCGCUGGUCGCGAACGAGGCUCUACCCUCGCUAGCAUUGCAAGUGUUGGGUCUAAUGGCCCUAGCUCGCCUGCUCAGUCUCAAUUCUCUAAGGAAGGCGGCCCAGAGUCUGAAGCGCAUAUGAGAACGCUCGAUUAUCUAGGUCUCGCUGAAACCCCGCAGCCCAUCACAGCACAACUUGCAACUCCAUACCUUGACUUUAAGCAGUCAAGUCGUUUCCGUUCUUACUCUGUGACCAAUAAGGAUAAAUAUGCCGAUGAGGAGGACGACUACGAUGCAAACGACUUGGCCAUGGACAGCCAAUACGUCGCGGCGCUCCAGGAUCAACUCGCAGCCACCCAGGCCGCCAUCCACAGUCAUAACUUGGCCGUGCAGGCGUUUGCUACACAGGCUUCGAGACCACGCGCCAGAACCGCUGGCGUGUUGGAUACUCCUGGUAGCCGUCUUAUGAAAACAUAUCUUGCUGGCAAUAUUGCUGCUCCCAAUCCUCUGGCAACAGCUGAUAUGCGUUUGCAAGAAGAUAAUGCGUAUGACGAACUUCCUCAAGCCGUUGCUGGCAUGUCUUUACAUCGCUCAAACAGCGGCUUGCUGAGUGCCGAGGAGCAGACCUUGGAAGGACCAACCAGCGCUCUCUGGCUUGGUGGCGUCCCUACUUCCACGACGACAUCCACUCUGGUUGAAAUGUUCAAGGCGCACGGCACGAUUCUCUCCGCUCGAGUAUUGACACACAAAAACUGUGGCUUUGUCAAUUUUGAGCGCGUGGAGAGCGCUGUGUCUGCCAAAACCAACAUGAAUGGCAAGGAAAUCUUCCCUGGAGCUGGGCCAAUCCGCAUUAACUUUGCUAAACCACCUUCGGCGUCCAACACUCCUGGCCAUGAUGGCGCUUUCCCAUCCCCAAGCCCUGACCCAUUUGUCAAGGGUCAAGAUCCUUCUCAGCGACCUGUUGGUUCGGGACCGUCGCCCAUCUCUGCAGUCCCAACGUCUUCCUCCCCCACGGUACCAGCUCUUCCAGAUCUCAAGUCCGAUAUUCUGCAAAUUGUUGCGCAAUUUGGAGCAUCAGAUGAAUCAGUGUUGAAAAUUGCUCAGAGCCUACAAUCCUCUAUUCAAUUUACCGAGUACAUUGAUGAAAUCCCGCCUGUGCAUGAACCGACCAACGCACGGGUUUACGACGCCCCGAAGCUUCGCGACAUCCGCAAACGCAUUGAUAACUCCCUCCUCUCUCAGCCCGAGAUCGAAAGCAUCGCUAAAGACAUGCUUCCUGAAAUUGCAGAAUUAGCAUCCGACUAUCUCGGAAACACUGUCGUUCAGAAGCUGUUUGAGUACUGCUCCGAAGAGGUACAGGACAUCAUGCUUGCCGAAGUGGCCCCUCACUUGGCUGAGAUUGGUUGUCACAAGAACGGUACAUGGGCAGCGCAAAAGAUUAUUGACGUUUGCAAGUCAUCUAGCCAGAUGGCGCUCAUCGUUGAGAAUCUGCGCCCUUACUCUCUGCCACUUAUUCUUGACCAGUAUGGCAACUAUGUUCUUCAAGGCUGUCUGAAAUUUGGAUCUCCAUACACGGAUUUCAUCUUUGAGGUCACCCUUGGCCGCCUCUGGGAGAUGGCCCAAGGCCGAUACGGUGCUCGAGCCAUGCGCGCAUGUCUGGAGAGCCACCACGCCACGAAGGAGCAGCAGAAGAUGCUAGCUGCUGCCAUCGCGUUGCACAGUGUCCAACUUGCCACAAAUACCAAUGGUGCGCUCCUCUUGACAUGGUUGUUGGAUACAUGCACAUUCCCGCAGCGCCGCACGGUGCUUGCGCCAUUGCUUGUCCCUCACCUCGUUCACUUGUGCACCCACAAGGUUGCCUACUUGACCGUUCUCAAAGUUAUCAACCAAAAGGCGGAACCCGAGGCGAGAGAUACGAUCCUUCAGGCGUUGUUCUUCUCUCACAAUGACAGCGUGUUGGAGGCGAUUCUUACUGAUCAGGCCUGCGGAGCGACAUUGAUCUUCAAAGUGCUUACUACUCCUUUCUUUGACGAGUCUAUUCGUAGCCAAGUCGUUGAAACUGUUAAGGCUGUCCUUGUUCGCAUCCAAGCCCAGCCCAACCAAGGUUACAAGCGUUUGAUGGAUGAGGUUGGUCUGUCUACGCGUGGCAGCGGCCCUACUCGCGAGCCGUCUGGUAACACUGAGCAACGUCAGCGACCGGGCUCUUCUCGACAGGCAAACACAAAUGGCAACCAAAGCCUUCAGCCCAACGCCGGCAAGCAAUUCUACGGCCAAAUGAAUCAACCCACGAAUCAUGGCGGCGCCUUCGACAAUGGCGACUCUCAGAGCUUCCCUGCAUUUAACCAGAACAUGAUGUACAAUGCAGGCCCGGCACCCAUGCCAGCUCCCGUCAACAUGCAACAGCAGAUGCCGUACCAGCCAAACAUGGCCCGAAAUGGCCCGCAGCCAAACUUCAACUACGGCGCCAUGCAGCCACCAUACGGUGCCUACAACGGGCCCGGUGGUGCUGUUGACCCAUUCCGUCAGCCUGGUAUGCCAAAUGGCGGAGGAAUCCAGCCCCCUUCUAACCCUCACAUGGGGCAGAUACCUCCUGCUCAGGCUCCGUUUGGUCCUUCAGGCUUUGGCAUAGGCAACUUUCCCUACAACGGAGCUGGGCCUGGUAUCCAGAACAUGGGUUACAUGCAGCAAGAGCAAAUGAACGGUCGAAGAGGUCGACGAUGAGACCAAAAUCCGUUCAACAGCCCUCGCGAAACUGCUAGCAUUUUCCCAUUCUGUGCUGUACGGCAUUUUGUCUAACGAUAUGUCUCGAAUCAGGGACAGAUAUUUGAAUCAAAAAGUAAACCGUGUAUUACCAUUAAACCACGGAGGACCUUGGCAAGCGAAACGACGGGCUGCAACUAGCUACCGAACGCUGGUAAGAGCGACCAGCCUUGAUCCUUGCGAGUGCCUCAUGGUUCAUACAUUUCUUUUUCUUAUUCUUCUUGUUGUCAUUUUAGUUGUUUGGGUUUUUCUUCUUCUUUUAAAUUUUCUAGCUUUGUUUGAAGGCGGAGGAAAAGGAUCUCAUGGAUGGAAAGGAAAGGUGAAGACAGCUGGGCGAGAGGAGAUCACUUUAUGACCUGCAUGGACCACAACAACAAAUGCGUCCACAAGCGAUAGCUCUUUUUUUGUGUUUUUUUAACUACUUCAUCAUGUUAGAUUGUCUGCUGUUUGGUAUGGAACAGCAAAGACUAGAAAAAAGAAAGAGGCAGAGAUUGAAAUGGCACUAGAUGUCGUAGCUAGCUAUCAUAGCUGAAUGGAACAUGUGUGUAGUGAAGAAUGACUUCGUCUUUUACAAAAAGAGUGAAUAAAGAGAUCCAAGGUUAGGUUUGAGUAAAUAUUUGCGGUACUGUGCAAGUCUAUCUAUCUGCGUAUACCCGUUCCCUACAGUAGGUGUAAAAAAAGAAGAAGAGCCGUUUAAAUUCCAAGAAAGAUGAAUAGAAUGCACCCCAGUCAUAAAAAGCUGUAAAAGAGGUUGGUUCCCCCUUAAUAUAUACGGCACCGUUAAAAUGAAGAGAUUCCCCGUCCGACGCAAUGAAAAGUAAAACAAAAAAGACAAGAAUACGAUAGUGAGGGGGUAGAACGCCGGCUUCCAAUCUUCACACUUUUUUCGCGGUAUUAGAAUUUUGAGGGUUUGGGAGGGAGGGCGAGAGAGCAGGGCAUAUAUAUUCCCCAAGGGUUGAUGGUGGCCUUUCAACCAGUGGCAUGGCAUGUCAAGACGAAGAGUUUGCUUUGCCAAAAACAGUGUAUAGGAAAAGAGGUGGUUGUGGUAAUAAAGGGUUGGCCUAGUCAAGCUCCAUCGAUCCUUCGGCAUGGUCGACGGUCGAUGGCGGCGUCGGCUCGGUGACAAGGAGAGCAGAAUCUUCCUGCUUUUCGUCAGCUUGUGUAUGAUUAGACGACGGUUCAGCGGGUGGUGUUGCUGCACCAGGAAUCGGUGUUGGGAUGGUGGGCGACGGUGCCUUGUCUCCAAGGACUUGGCGGAUGCGAGAGGACAUGGCAUCCAUCUGCGCGAGCAUUGCGCGAAGGCCAGUCCUAUCAUCAUCCGUUAGGCUACCAGAGACAAUGUUGUUGGCAGAGGCACGGGCCAUGAGAGCCACUACAUUUUCGUCGGCGUUGGACUAAGAG